Temnothorax curvispinosus is the source of this 1772-nucleotide messenger RNA. RefSeq names its product organic solute transporter alpha-like protein 3. NCBI's taxonomy places the organism in Eukaryota, Metazoa, Arthropoda, Insecta, Hymenoptera, Formicidae. The transcript has 6 exons. Bases 129 to 1136 code for a protein of 335 amino acids. Gene Ontology annotation, biological process: transport. Gene Ontology annotation, molecular function: transporter activity. The record is from RefSeq and is a predicted model, not a curated record.
GUCUCUCUCCCUCAUGAAUUCACUCGCGACACUACCGCGAGCGAGCGCGCCUUUCGAGUUUAUCAAACCCGCGAGUGACAGACAACAGAGUGCUGUGAGACGACAAUUCAUUUGGAGCAUCUGCAAUCAUGGGCACUCCCAUAGAGAACUUUGACGUUCACGCGGAUGUUACCUGCAACCCAAAUAACGUGCCUUCCGCUAUCGAACUCGUAGAAAGUUUAGAUGCAAUAGGUACUGCAUUGCUAAGCGUCGGUUCGAUAAUCUUGGUCCUCACAAUAUACUUCUCUGCUGAUGCUUGUCGCAAUAUCCUCUCCCAAAAAGAAUCGGAAUCUUAUAAAACAAAUGCCGUUAUAAUCCUAUUGGUAUAUCCUGUCGCAAGCGUUUGCAGUCUAAUGGCGAUUGCGAUACCAAGAGGCCAGUUACUAUCGGAGGCGGUAACUCAGAUUUUCUUAAUGAUUUCGAUGUAUCGCCUCUAUCUUCUCCUCUUGGACGUUGGUCGCCGGAAGACGAGCGAGACGCCAACAUUGAUGCUACGAGUUGGACCCUGUUGCUGCUGGCCCUGUCUGCCCUUUCCAAACCUUCAAAUGACCGACGCCAAUUUGUCUUGGAUAGGAAUUCUGGCCCUUCAGCUUCCUAUCGCCCAGAGUCUUCUUUACUUCAUAUUGUUAUAUAUGGAAGCUGAGGAUCCAAUGCUUGCCACGCAAUACGUCACGUUCCUUCAGCCGAUCAUGGUAAUCAGUAUACUUCUAGGAAUAUACAGUUUAACCAUCGCUACAAAGACUUUACAUGCAGCAGUCCCAGAGGCCAAGCUACAUUAUAAGACGAUGGUGUUACAAUUGGUAAUGUUGUUCUCUAAGCUGCAGACCGGUAUUAUCAGAGCCUUGCCCGCCGCGGGCGUAUUUCCGUGCAAUUCUCCCCUCACUCCGACAGUUUACGCCAACGUGACAAGCAACGCGCUGAUAUUAAUCGAGAUGAUGAUUCUUUGCUACGCCGCGCGGCACGUAUAUUACGUUAAUCUGGAGAAGAAUCAAGAAACAGACGCUACGGAUAGAGCGCCGAGGACAUCAGGUCAGGUAGACGCGACGAAUAGCAAUGACGGUAACAAACAGCUUCCAGCAACAGUGAUGACCGCAUGAGAUUUGACGAUUCAUCGAAGAUGUUAUUUAUUUGGGAAGACUUUCAUCACGAGAAAUUUACAUUUCCCGAAAGCACGCUUGACAUAUAACGAGAAAGAUAAUAGAUAACUCAAGAUAAUAGGUAAUACUCAUCGAGUAAAAAUAACUCGAAGGUCCAAGCUCUUAUUAUUAUAGAUAGCUUGAUAAGAUCGGCACUCGUACAGAGAUAGAACUGAUCUGCACAUUUUAACGAUUCGAGACUGAUAUUCUCUAACCAAUUAUGUAUAGAAGAGAUAUUAUGCACUUUCCGUUUUUUAUUUUUUAUCCUUUUAAUCUUCCUUGCUUAUAAUGAUGCUAAUAAUAAUUUUUGGAAUGUAUUAGAAAUAAGUACGAAUAAUUUAUUAGAAAUAAAUUAUAGGGAUAAUAUAUUAGGAAUAAGUAGGGACAAUGUACGAGUGUGAAACUAAAAUCAUGAAAAGUAUAGAUCUAGAUUCUCUCGUUUGAAAUGUAGUUCUUUGUAAAUAGCAAUUUGUAUAAGAUUAUAUAUGGUAACAUAUUAAGAAUAUACGAGCAAUUGUACAUGUAUAUUUCAUUAUAUAAUUGAAGAUUUUCAUUUCUUAAGACUCAAAUUUAAGUUAUAAGUAAAAAAGUAAAAUU